Molecule: messenger RNA, 1383 nt
Organism: Vombatus ursinus (common wombat)
Lineage: Eukaryota; Metazoa; Chordata; Mammalia; Diprotodontia; Vombatidae
Gene: BTG4
Product: BTG anti-proliferation factor 4
Exons: 7
Coding region: 225-1091 (288 amino acids)
Biological process (GO): negative regulation of mitotic cell cycle; negative regulation of cell population proliferation
Cellular component (GO): nucleus; cytoplasm
Source: RefSeq, a predicted model, not a curated record
AGCGGCGUCGCCGUGGGGGCGGGGGAGCACCGAGCCUGUCAGGGGGAAUCCCAGCUGUUCCCGCAUCUCCUUUCAUACCCCUCCCCCAACUGUCCCGAUACAGCUCGAGAGGCCAAGGUUUCCUCUCCCUCCUGGAAAUGAAGCCCUGAGGCUCCUCCAGCCCCCAGCUCAGGGAGAUAGUUUUCCAGUGAUUUGAAGAAAUCUUUAGAUCUCCGUUUUUAAAAAUGAAAGAUGAAAUUGCCACAACAAUUUUCUUCAUCACAAGAUUGGUGAAAAAAUCUGAUAAGUUGAGUAAGCAACAAAUAGAAGAAUUUGCAGCUAAGCUGAUGGCAAUACUGUUUGAGACAUACAGGACGCACUGGUACCCAGAUAUCCCUUCUAAAGGGCAAGCUUUCAGGUGUAUCAGGAUAAAUAAACAACAGAAAAAAGAUCCUCUUCUGGAGAGGGCAUGUGCUGAAAGUAAUGUGAAUUUUUUUCACCUGGGACUUCCAAAGGAGAUGACCAUAUGGGUAGAUCCCUUUGAAGUAUGCUGCAGGUAUGGUGAGAAAAAUCGUCCAUUUAUAGUUGCUUGUUUUAAAGGCAGGCAGGAAGAAUGGGAAAUAUCUCAACAGAUCCGUCAUGCUGUUAGUAAAGUCACAUCUGACUACUAUUCUGGCACUUCCUCUGAUGAGGAUACAUGUGGCAGAGAGCCUCAAGUAAUUCCUAAAGUCAAAAAUCCAAAAAGCAUUUAUCAGGGUCUGCUUUACACACCGCCCAUGGGAAGCAUGCUGUCUGCCAUCUGCAGGAGAAAUUCAACAAACACCCACACGCGAGCCAACGGAAAACUCUCAGCAAAACAAACACUCUGCUGGGGAGAUCCCAGCCGGGCCAGGCGGCCCGCAUGUGUACAGAGGGCGGACAAGGGAGCACCUGCCCCUGCAGCCACUCCUUUUACCAGCGUCCUGGGCUGGCCAUCAGGAAGUUACCAGGGUCAGCCAAACUCGCUUACUUCCUCGACUUGGGAUCCCAUCUCCCACUACCAUGCUUCUGCCAAAACUGUCCUUCAGGCUUGGAAUAAACUCCCUUCUCUUUUCCAUCAAGGAUCAUCAUAACAGGUAGCACUGGAAGUCCUUGGCCUGAUUUGGAAAUGUUAAAAACAAGAGAGACAUCAAUUCAUCUUACGUCCAAUAGAAGAUGACUGGAGGUUACCCAGAAGAUUGAGUCAGCUAAGGGAAUUUGUGUCUGAUGCUAUGAGUUAAGACAUCAAUUGGAAGUGGGACUUCUGGGGGAAAAAAAACAACAGUAACAACACCACUUUCCAUUUCUAUGCCAGCAAGGUGGUUAAACCAGGCCUAGAGUCAGGAACACCUGACUCCAAAGCAGCUUCAGAUACUUAUUAGCUGU